GCAGCUGCUGACAGAAUAAUGUGUGGUAUCUGGGCCGUGUUCGGGGUUCAGGUGGACCCCAGCAUGCACCACCAAACAGUGGUCAAAAUCACUCACAGGGGACCAGACGCAUGGCGAACAGAAUGCGACAACAGGCUCAAGAGUGGCUGCCUUGGCUUCCAUCGUUUGACAAUCAAUGACAGUUUGUGCGGCAUGCAGCCAAUGAGGAGAGCCAGCAAUCCGCACCACACGUUGUUAUGCAACGGAGAAAUUUAUAACGGGCAGCGUUUGCGCGAUGAAUUCGGAUUCGAGUACGAGAGCAAGUGCGACGUCGAGUGCAUAUUGCACCUGUACGAAAAGCACGGUGCCGACGGGACGGCGAAAUAUUUGGACGGCGUUUUCGCCUUUUGCCUCGUUGACACCCUGAACCGCCGGGUCAUCCUGGCCAGAGACCCUUUCGGGGUGCGGCCCUUGUUCAGGAUUACCGGUCCUGGAGGAGUACUUGCCGUCUGCUCAGAGGCGAAGGGGUUGAUUGCGAUGAAAGGUGAGGAGGAGUGGCGCAUGGACCCUUUUCUCCCAGGCUACUUUGAGGAGUACGAAUUGAACUCUGAAGGUGGUGCUGCUUUGAUAAGAAAGGAGCAGUUUUACGUCAUUGGAGACAAGCCCCAUUACUCAUUGGCAGUGCCCGAGGAGGAGAUUACGGAUGAUAUGUACUCGAAUAUCAGGACUCUGUUGACCAGCGCCGUUCAAAAAAGGCUUCUGUCUGAUCGAAGAAUAGGCUGUCUCCUAUCGGGGGGCCUGGAUUCAAGUCUUGUCGCAGCUCUUCUCGUCCAAAUCGCGAAAGAUACAGGCUUAAAGUAUCAAGUCCAAACUUUCUCUAUUGGAAUGGGUGAUGAGAGUCCCGAUUUACUAGCAGCGCGCAAAGUGGCGGCCCACAUUGGGAGCGAGCACCACGAGGUCAUUUUUACGGAGGAAGACGUCAGUUCUGCUCUGGACUCGGUUCUUUACCACCUUGAAACUUCUGACAUCACGACAGUCCGUGCCUCAAUUCCCAUGUUUCUGCUGUCCAGAUACAUCAAAGAGAACACAGACUCGACGGUGAUUUUCAGUGGAGAAGGCGCCGAUGAGGUUGCCCAAGGCUACAUUUAUUUCAGAGACGCACCCUCCGCUGAGGAGGCGCACGAAGAGAGUCUGCGAUUGCUCAACGAGCUGUACAUUUACGACGUGCUCAGAAGCGACAGAUCCACGGCAGCCCAUAGUUUGGAGGUGCGUGUGCCUUUCCUGGACCACCAGUUCUCCAGCUACUACCUCAGUCUGCCCAAAGACCUGCGACAGCCGCAAAACGGCGUUGAAAAGUACAUUUUGCGCAAGGCAUUCGACGAGGCUGACCUUCUUCCCCACGACAUCCUGUGGCGCCACAAGGAGGCCUUCAGUGACGGUGUAGCGUCCAAGAAGAAGCCCAUAUUCAAAAUUCUGCAAGAGGUCGUUGAGCCGCUGGUGGCGAGUGAGGAGCUGGAGGAAGCCGCCGAACGCUUCCCCCACUGCACCCCCAAGACCAAAGAAGCCUUCUAUUACAGACGCGCGUUCGAGGAGAACUUUCCAGGCCAAGACCACUGGCUGCCUUACUUCUGGAUGCCGAGGUGGAGCGAGGCCGACGACCCUUCCGCCCAGUUCAUCAGCCACUAUGCUGCUGAAUGAGUUUUUUCUUUUUGCUUUUUGUGUGGUUUUACUGCAAAUUUAAAAUGUGUGGUUUCUGACACAGACUAAAACCGAAAUAAAUUCAUUGGGUUGGGAUUUUAUGGCGUUAGAUUAUUUUUUAACGGUUUUACUGAAUUUUACUGAAAUGUAAAAGACACUUCUUUUAUCUUUCUAAUGAAAUAUAGAAUGUAGAAAAUCUUGCAAAUUCUCCAGACCGGUUAAAAAAAGAGAAUAUCUGCCUGCAAAAAUAAUUUCGAGAUUUUUAAAUGGGAAUUUUAUGUAAUUUAGAAAGACUUGGCCAGUUUUAGUAGUUUAAAUAAGGCUUUUAGCUCUAAAAUUAAUUUUAGACGAUUUUAGAUGUGUCUCAAUUGUAUAAUCUGUGCUUAUUUUGAACCUCAGAGUAAUUUAGAGGCGAAGAGAAGAAUUACUUAAAUUUUCUGACCAUCAAAUCACAAUGAUUUGGACAAUAAUAUUGAUCUACCUGCACUACGUAACUUGUGAAGCCUUAAAACUUAUCAAUAAAGGCGAUACAUUCUGCUAUUUGACUGAUUGGCUUACAGAGGUGUGAAAA
Messenger RNA from Cloeon dipterum, 2248 nucleotides. Its product is annotated as asparagine synthetase [glutamine-hydrolyzing]-like. The transcript is spliced from 9 exons. NCBI's taxonomy places the organism in Eukaryota, Metazoa, Arthropoda, Insecta, Ephemeroptera, Baetidae. Gene Ontology annotation, molecular function: asparagine synthase (glutamine-hydrolyzing) activity. The record is from RefSeq and is a predicted model, not a curated record. The coding region runs from base 19 to 1677 and encodes 552 amino acids. Gene Ontology annotation, cellular component: cytosol.